Molecule: messenger RNA, 2466 nt
Organism: Prorocentrum cordatum
Lineage: Eukaryota; Dinophyceae; Prorocentrales; Prorocentraceae
Source: the annotation of a GenBank genome assembly
AUGUCGGAGCAGGUGCGCCUGUCGAUUGCACCUGGCAAAGAGCUCCAGGCCGCCGGGGGAGAGCAUGUGCCGAUCAUGGUCUCGGUCGCCCCGCCGGAUGGCGCCCAGCGGUGUCCCGUCGACAUCUGCUGCGUGGUGGACGUGUCAGGCUCGAUGGGCACGGAGGCCAUGCUCAAGGGCGAGGAUGGUUCUGAAGUUGGUCAUGGCCUGUCCGUGCUCGAUAUUGUGAAGCACGCGCUGAAGACUAUCAUUCACAACCUGGGCGACACCGACCGCCUGGCACUCGUGGCCUAUUCCAACGACGCACAGAUUAUCUUCAACCUCACGGUCAUGACGCCGAACGGGAGGAGCGAAACCGAGCGGCGCUUGGACGAGCUGUCGCCGUCCGGGAUGACCAACUUGUGGGACGGCCUCAAGACGGGCAUGGACGUCCUGAGCCAGGGCGCCGGGCAGGGAGAGCGGCUCCAGCACGUGAUGCUCUUCACCGAUGGCCUGCCCAACAUCAACCCGCCGCGGGGCAUACUGCCGAUGCUGAAGCGGCUGAAGGACAAGGGCGGCGGCAAGCUGCCCUGCGCGAUCAACACCUUCGGGUUCGGCUACGAGCUGGACAGCGAGCUGCUCAGCCAGCUGGCCGCCGACGGUUCCGGAGCUUACGCUUUCAUUCCAGACCCUGGUUUUGUUGGUACCGUCUUCGUCAACUCGAUGGCAAACCUGCUGGUCACGAUGGGGAAGGACGUGGUCUUGACGUUGGAGCCAACGGAAGGUGCCACCAUCGGCUUCGUGGCGGGCGGCCACCCUGUGACCAAGAAGCCUGAUGGCUCCAUCGCCGUGGGCCUCGGGUCGCUUCAGUUCGGCCAGGCCAAGGAGGUCAUCGUGAGCAUGACGGUACCUCAGCAAGCGGUCGCCGCGGGCUUCCUCAAGGCAAGCCUGGCGUACGGCACCCGGAGCCAGAACGAGCAGGUCGUCUCUUGCGUGGGGAGGGGCAGCGGCGCGGCCGGCACGAGCAGGGCCGUGGAGAUGUCGCGGGUGCGGCUGAAGUUCGUGGACACGGUGCGGGCCGCGAUGCAGGCCGUGAAGCUGAGCGCCGCGGACAAGGCCAAGGUGCCAGCCUCGGGCGGCCAUGCACAGGCGCUGCUGCGCAUGGAGCAUUACAACGCAGACAGGGAGAGCACCAACGGCUGCUUCAGCCGAGAGGUUCUGGAGGAGCACCACCUGUGCGCGCCGAACACUUUAUACGAGUGCACGCCGGCGUAUUACCAUGGUGGCAUAUUAGCCGCCGCAGCCGCGGCGCGUCUUCACGGGGGCAGGCGCGGCGGGGGCGCGGUCUUUUGCGAGGAGUCUAGCAGCGUCACGCCGAUGGGAGAUGGAAUAGCACGGUAUUCCGCGCGGCAGUUGGAAGGCGCGCUCGCUCCCGGCCGAGCGGCUGCGGCUUUGUUCCGCGACGGCGCGCGCGAGCUCAAGGGCGCCCGGGCGCCCGCGGCGAAGGGGCUGCCGGGGGGCAGGCUAGCUGGAAGGCUGGGGUGGACGGGCGGGGACAUGUCCAGCGCCAGUACCCGCGACGCGUCGAGCUUCUCCGCGCGCGACAGCUACGACUGCGCCAAGCUAAUUUUCAACUUCCUAAUCAUAGCGUCCGUGAACUGGCAAGCGGUUUGUACUCUUCAGUUCUCGCUCAAAGUUGCUGGCCCCAUUCGCGUCGCGAUGAAGAUUGCCUACGACAAGGUUGAUGAUUGUGCGAUCAGCGACCCCGUGCUCGAGUCUAAAAUUUUGCAGCUGUUCAUAUCCUCGAAGGAGAAGGUCCGCGGCUUGCUGGCGACCUUGAGCUCGAGGGGCAAGGGCCGCCUCGCCCAGGGCAACGAGGUGUACGGCGCGAAGGACGUUGGCGUCUUCGAGGACCUCCCAAGGCUCACGUGGCUCGCCGUGGCCGCGCAGAGCGGCUACGCGCUUCACGAGGGCGACGCGCACUUCGUGCUGGCGCUUGUGGCCGCCGCCGCCACACACCCGCGGCGCACAGCACCCCCAGACGCGGUGCCCGAGGCACGGGCGCGCGCCGCACUCCACAGGCUUCUGAGCGGCCCCGCUGUUGGCGCUGGGACUGCGCCCGCGGCGGGCGCGGGUGCGGCAGUUGCGGAGCAGCUCUCGCUGUGCUUGACGCUGCGCGCUUGCUACGGUGGCAUGGGCUGUGACAUCGACAUGCUGCUCGCCUUCGCAGGAAACCCGGCGCACUGGGAGCAUCGUGUGGUGCCCGCCGAGCUCACGGCAACUGCGGGCGCGGGCCUGGCGGACGAGUGGCUUGCCCACCUUCGCUCAUGCAGGUGGCGCUGGGGUGGGCCGCUGGCGGCCGAGGCGGGGGAAAGGCUUGAAGCGGCUGUGGACUUCCACUGCUCGGACGUGGUUCCUCGAAUCUGCCGCUACCUGCAAGGACCGGAGGUUGCCAGAGGCACAGGCCGCCCGAUGAAGACGAGGUGA